Molecule: messenger RNA, 1464 nt
Organism: Penicillium arizonense
Lineage: Eukaryota; Fungi; Ascomycota; Eurotiomycetes; Eurotiales; Aspergillaceae
Product: glycoside hydrolase family 30 protein
Exons: 2
Coding region: 1-1464 (487 amino acids)
Biological process (GO): glucosylceramide catabolic process
Molecular function (GO): glucosylceramidase activity
Source: RefSeq, a predicted model, not a curated record
AUGCAUCUUUCUUUUCUUCCUGUCUUGCUGCUUUCGGGCUUGACGGGGGCCUCCCCCGAAAAGCGAGCGGCUUCUGCCUCAGCCUACUGCUCAAAUUCCGGCGGCAACUACAAAUUGUCCUCAAUCGCCGCCCCAGUCCAAGGCAGCGGCAGUCCAGGCUCGGAAUCGACCUGGAAGUUGACAAUCGAUGAUACAUCCAGCGGACACAAACAAACAAUUGCAGGCUUCGGAGCCGCAGUCACCGACGCAACGGUCACCUCCUUCAACACCUUGUCCAGCUCCAAGCUGCAACAACUACUCAAUGAACUCAUGACCGGUGCCGGUGCCAAUUUUGCCUUGAUGCGGCAUACGAUUGGAGCAUCCGAUCUGUCCGGUGACCCGUCGUAUACAUACGAUGAUAACGGGAACAAGGCCGAUCCAUCCCUGUCCGGCUUUAACUUGGGCGACCGUGGAAAUGCCAUGGCCACGAUGCUAGCCAAGAUGAAAUCCUUGCAGUCCAGUCUGAAGAUUCUCGGCUCGCCAUGGAGUGCACCUGGUUGGAUGAAGCUCAACGGUGUGAUCGAUGGCAACUCAAACAACAAUAACUUGAACGAUGGAUAUUUGACUAGUGCGGGUACUGGCAGCACCGGGUAUGCUAGUGCUUUCGCACAGUACUUCGUCAAAUACAUCCAGGCCUACCAGAAUCUUGGUGCUCACGUCGAUGCGAUCACCAUUCAAAAUGAGCCUUUGAAUAGCCAAGCCGGGUAUCCCACUAUGUAUGUGUUUGAUUACGAGUCAGCACAGCUAAUUCAGAACUAUAUCGGCCCGGCCCUUGCCAAUGCCGGCUUGAAUACUGAGAUUUGGGCAUACGAUCACAACACUGAUGUGACAUCCUACCCUCAAAACGUCAUCAACGGGGCAGGCAAGUACGUCAACUCAGUCGCAUGGCACUGCUACGCCAGCAACGUGGACUGGACAGUCCUGACCAAAUUCCACCAAACAAACCCAAACAUCAAGCAAUACAUGACCGAGUGCUGGACACCAGCCUCAGCCUCAUGGAAUCAAGCCGCCGACUUUACCAUGGGCCCCUUGCAGAACUGGGCAUCCGGUGUCACAGCCUGGACGCUUGGUACUAAUGACCAAGACGGGCCCCAUCUGUCAAGUGGUGGCUGUGCAACCUGCCAGGGUCUAGUUACAAUCUCUAAUGGUGGAUAUACUUUUAAUACUGCAUACUACAUGAUGGCGCAGUUCAGCAAGUUCAUGCCGCCCGGUGCUGUUGUUCUGAGUGGUACUGGAAGUUAUACCUACUCCAAUGGAGGUGUGCAGUCUGUUGCUUCGUUGAAUCCUGAUGGAUCUCGCACGGUUGUCAUUGAGAAUACUUUCAGCAAUGAUGUUUAUGUUACCGUGUCGACGAACAGUGGACAGCAAUGGAGUGGUAACAUUCCCAGUAAGUCUGUGACAACUUGGGUUCUUCCUGCGGCAUGA